Fraxinus pennsylvanica is the source of this 402-nucleotide messenger RNA. The record is from the annotation of a GenBank genome assembly. Lineage: Eukaryota; Viridiplantae; Streptophyta; Magnoliopsida; Lamiales; Oleaceae.
AUGAGGGAUCAAGAUCAGCAAACCAGGGUAUUAUACGAUCUAUGCACCAUGAUUAUUCAAAUUUUCCGAUCGCCGCCGCUUUCGAUAUCUUUUCCCAGCCUUUCUCUUGUAUUACCGGCGCCGACACCGUUGUAUUCUUGCUCACGACCACUGGCGCCUCAGGUUUCAUCGGCUGCUUUCGGGGCUUUGUUUCUUGGGAUUUCGUUCGCUUUGAUGCUAUUCGGAACCGUGACUUUCAUGAUCGGGUUCGUAUUGAUGCCUCUGGUCAUAACUCUGGUUUUUCUAUUCUAUUUUGUGGGGAUGCUUUUAAAUUUUUCUGAAUUUGGUCGCGCCAUCCUCUGGCCUGCCUCUGUUGCCGUUAAGUUUGCUCCAGAGCCUGCAGUCUUUGAUGAUGAGAGAUAG